Alternaria arbusti is the source of this 792-nucleotide messenger RNA. RefSeq lists its product as uncharacterized. The transcript has a single exon. The record is from RefSeq and is a predicted model, not a curated record. Lineage: Eukaryota; Fungi; Ascomycota; Dothideomycetes; Pleosporales; Pleosporaceae. Gene Ontology annotation, molecular function: hydrolase activity. Bases 1 to 792 code for a protein of 263 amino acids.
AUGACAACCACAUAUACACGGUCUACGUUUGGCAAGUCCAACAUGUUCGCGCCCGCGCUGCCAUCAGCAUGGCAGCGUAUGCAGAAGGACCCAAUACUCUUCAUCGCACAGUGGUUAUAUGCUCACCGACCGCUUUCGACAAUAUCACAGCCCGCGUCCACAACAUCGAAGUCCGCUUCUACGAUCCCUGUUAGGGUUAUCUGCAUCUCCGAUACGCACAACGAGCAGCCGCAUGUACCGAACGGCGACAUCUUGAUCCACGCCGGCGAUCUGACAGUCAACGGCACAUUUGAAGAGCUGCAGUUACAGCUCGACUGGUUGAACAGUCUGCAACACCAACACAAGAUCGUCAUAGCAGGGAACCACGAUUUGCUCCUCGAUCAGUGCUUUCGCCGCAACCCACGACCUGCAAGCCUAGAGAAUGAUGAACGCAGACUGCGAGACCUCAGAUGGGGAAGCGUAGUAUACCUCGAGAAUGAGUUAAGGGUGCUCAAUGUUCGGGACAGGGAUGUCAAGGUCUAUGGAAGUCCCAUGACACCGAGAUACGGCAACUGGGCAUUCCAGUAUCAGGGAGAAGACGUAUGGUCGAACACCGUCCCGGAGGCGACAGAUAUACUCGUCACACAUGGCCCUGCGAAAGGCCACCUCGACUCGUCACUAUCGAACCCAUCGUAUUUGCAGGGCUGCGUUUAUCUUCAGCGGGAACUUUGGCGUGUCAAACCGCGGCUCCAUGUCUGUGGGCAUAUUCACUCAGGAAGGGGAGUCGAGUAUGGUGACUGGGGAUGGCUCUAG